This is a messenger RNA of Penicillium samsonianum, 1098 nucleotides long. RefSeq lists its product as uncharacterized. The record is from RefSeq and is a predicted model, not a curated record. The coding region runs from base 1 to 1098 and encodes 365 amino acids. Lineage: Eukaryota; Fungi; Ascomycota; Eurotiomycetes; Eurotiales; Aspergillaceae. The transcript has a single exon.
AUGUGGCUCUAUCGGGGCGCCCAGUCCGCAGUCUUCUACUAUGUCACUUGCACCCCCUGCGCCGAAAAUAUCGAUCGUCGGAAACGUAGAAAGGAUGCUUCCCGGGUCCAGCGGGAGAAGGAGAAGGAGCGACGCAACAACGAACUCAUCACCGACCAACCCCGUCCAUUCGCACAACCAACCCCUUUCAGUACCAAUGUAGGCUGGCGGGAGGAAAUCUCCCUAGGCCCUGGUCCCCCAGCCCGUCGGGGUGGUCACCGCAAUGUUCAACGAACGGAUAGUUGGAAUACCGACCAGAGCUCGCAACUCAAGAAAGACAAGAGUGGUGGCCUGAUGCACCCGCUCGGCGAGAAGUGGAAGUCGAUGCGCUACCAACGGGAGGAUGAGCCUCUUUGGGGACAACAGGAAGUCCGUGGAUCAUCCAUUGGAUUCUCCGGACGCGGUCGUGCAGACCCGAACGAAACAUCCAAGUACUACAUCCCCCGCGUGCCGCCUGUGAACGACCUCCACCCGCCCAUUGUUAGUGGACCGUGUAGCCGUGCCGAUACCAGAUGGAUGCUCCAGCCGCCACCAAGUGCCCGAGUGAUGGCCGGUAAAGCAGACAUCACUUCUGUCACUUCGCCGACUGGUGAUACUUUCGGGGGGUUUGGGACUUUAUCCCGGGCACCCAAGAGCGUGGCCAGGGAGAACGAGACCGAAAAAAUAAACAGCGAGACUGGUGACGGCGCGGUCGAUGACACCACUCAGAACCAUCGACCUCGUCGGCCAUCGCUGACUCGACUCCGUAUCGACUCCGAUGGUCCAGACCCAGAAUCACACUCUCGAACUGACUCUAUGUUCUCCACCUCCAACUCGGAUGACUCUCCGAGUGUUGAAUGGAAAUACCCCGAAACUCCAGCAUCCCGCCCUCAAUCGAAAGCCACAGAUGACAUUGACAAGAUCUACCGUCCACAAAUCUCGAAAACUCUCUCCACAAUGCACCGAGACAACAAGAAGGUCCACAUGCUACACGUAGAGAUCAACGACGACCACCGCGAUGAUAUUGGCCUUGGUCAAUUACAGCCCAUUCGCCCAUGGCGUUGGAGCAUGGACAUCUAA